UGAUGCUGAUAUUAAUGCUGAUGGUGGUUUUAUGUUGUAAACAGAGAAGAAUAAAGCGGUGUAUAUGUGAUUAGAAACAGUGAGAUUUUGUGUAAAUGGAGGAAACCGAGAUGGAGCUCUGUGCUGUGCGCGCUCUCGGCUCGGUUGUAGCGCGCGCGCGCUGUGAGCCCGCCCCCCGGAAGUGACGCAUGCAGCGCAGUAAUGGCGGCUCACAGUUCGCUCCUGGAUGUUUGACUCGGAGUCUCGGUGUGACGCUGUGAGCUCCGUCUUUCUGUCCAGCGCUUCCACAAGCUCCGGAAUCAGCGCACAGUUCAUUCGAACACUUACAUUUAUCGUCGAUUCACGGGCUUCUUUAUUCGCUCCCCCGGAACAACCGUCCGAGGACCUGCUAGCUUAGUUUAGCUUAGUUUAGCUAAGCGGCAGAGAGAAAGCAAGUCAAGUUAGCCUAGCAUGCUAAGGCAGCUGAGUGGAGCCCGGUUUCCUCAGUCUGCCCUGCACUUCAGGAACACACACACACACACACACACACACACACACACACAGUUGAGUGAGAGUGGGAUUUGUUGGAAUCUCCACUGAGACCGCGGUGCUGGAGGACUGUGUGAGCGGAGAACACGAGCCAAUCACAGCGCCAGCGGUGUGUCCUAUGGUCCAGCAUGCUGAAGACCCGACAGUGUUUACUCGGACUCCGUACUUUCCUCGGAGUGGCGUCCCGGAUCUGGGGCUUCUUCCUCUACAUCCUCAGGAAACACCUCCGCACUAUAAUUCAGUACCAGACGGUGCGUUAUGACACGUUACUGCUCUCUCCUGCAUCCAGGAACAGACUCAAUUCAGUCAAGAGGAAGAUCUUGGUUCUGGAUCUGGAUGAGACUCUAAUUCAUUCUCACCAUGAUGGGGUGCUGAGGCCCACAGUCCGACCUGGAACUCCACCUGAUUUCAUCCUUAAGGUGGUCAUAGAUAAACACCCAGUGAGGUUUUUUGUACAUAAAAGGCCACACGUCGACUUUUUCCUAGAAGUGGUGAGUCAGUGGUACGAAUUGGUGGUGUUCACAGCCAGUAUGGAGAUUUAUGGUUCUGCUGUAGCAGAUAAACUCGAUAACAACAGAGGAAUCCUCAAGCGCAGAUACUACAGACAGCACUGUACGCUGGAUUUGGGGAGUUAUAUUAAGGAUCUGUCAGUAGUGCACAGUGACUUGUCUAGUAUAGUGAUCUUGGAUAACUCACCUGGAGCAUAUCGCAGUCAUCCAGAUAAUGCAAUACCUAUAAAGUCAUGGUUUAGUGACCCAAGUGACACGGCACUGCUGAACCUUCUGCCCAUGCUGGAUGCUCUGAGGUUUACCUCCGAUGUGCGCUCGGUUCUCAGCCGUAACCUCCAUCAGCAUCGUCUCUGGUGAUAUCUUAAUCUCCUGUUCAUCUCUUCACUGCUGGAACUGGCCGUCUCUCUGUCAGGUGACCUGUGAUGUCAUCGAACUCCAAAAAUCAGACUGGAAAGAGAGAAGGGGGAGAUAUACACACACACACACACACACACACACACACACACACACACUGAACUGGAGCAGAGAGACAGGUGUUUCACUCUCUCCUGGGUGUCCCGUAUGGAUCUGCUUUACAGCUGAGUGGGUCAGUGACGGAUGGAGGGAUUUUCACAUUUCUUCAGUUUCCUGACGUUCUUCUCCUUUAUAAAGAGUAAUUUAUUGGAUAAAUUGGACACUGAACCUCAGAUGUUUCCCCUUUUCCUCUUCUUUCUUCUUUUCUUUCCCCUCUUCUGAAUCUAGCACUUACCCCUCUUUCCCUAUCCCCCCUUUCCCUCUCUUUUUCUUUCCCACUUUUUCCCUCUCUAUCUUCCUCUCUGUUCCUGGAUUUGUUGUUUAUAUUAAGUGACGUUUCCUGUCUGAACCGUCGCACUACUUCCUGUUCCCUACAGACGCAGCAGUGCAUGAUGGAUAUUCUGCACCAGCUGAUGUUUGGACACUGUGCACUCUGUGGGAUGGAGGAGUGUAGAUCUGUAGCAGGAAGUUCAGGCACUCAGUAUUCAGGAAGUUUAGCACACCUCAUUCUGUUUUCCCUUCUGUGGGUGUCUGUGUGAGUGGGAGGAGUAUUGAGCUGUGAUGAGACACACACACACACACACACACACACACACACACACACACGCACACAGCAGUGUCUUGGAUUGAUCUACACUGCUUCUCCUGGUCUGUGUGUGGAAACACUGAACCUGAACAUGUUUAUUCAUGUUUCAUUUUGCCUCUAACAUGUGAAUGUGCAUCCCGGAGGAGACGCAGCAGCAGCAGAGACACAGGAUUCGCUCAUAACUGGAAGUAUUGGGAUGUUGUGUGGAGUCAAAAACACACCACAGGCUCCUCUGUACAAUUUAUGCCUUUAUUAUUAUUAUUUUUUUUUACUAUGGACUGAUGAGGAACGUAACCUCACUCACCCUGCUUCUUUUCGUUCCUUAAUCUCUCUCUCUCUCUCUCUCUUUCUCUCUAUACAACACCUGACCUGCUAAAUGCAUAUCUGAACAAUAGAAAAGAAUAAGGUGUGUGUGUGUGUGCACACCUUCUCAGGUCUGUGUGUUAAUUUCCAAUAAAACUUGUCAGCGUG
This is a messenger RNA of Silurus meridionalis, 2607 nucleotides long. It is a transcript of the gene ctdnep1a, whose product is annotated as CTD nuclear envelope phosphatase 1a. The coding region runs from base 657 to 1394 and encodes 245 amino acids. Lineage: Eukaryota; Metazoa; Chordata; Actinopteri; Siluriformes; Siluridae. Gene Ontology annotation, molecular function: protein serine/threonine phosphatase activity. The record is from RefSeq and is a predicted model, not a curated record. The transcript has 8 exons.